UGAAUCCCCUUUAUUUAUAUAUUGGUAGCUUCGAACCCACUCCAGAACUACCCAUUUAAUCUUUCUCUUUCAUUCAUCAAAACCUUUAAUUCUUUAUUAAUUACAAACCCUUUUCUGGGUUUGCUCGCCUCAGUUCAUGUGUUCAUCCAUGGAGCUUUAAGAAUAUAAGAACACUCUGUUCUGUAUAUAAUAUCAACAAUCUGCUUCUUUUACACUACAAGAACGAUUAAACUUGAUCAUGGAAAAGACAGCUGGGUUCUCUUUUUGUGGGUUUAUGAGAUGGAUUUUCCAGCCACGAUGCAAGUGGUUUAAGAAAUCCUCUGUUCAUUCAUUACCCACAAAUACCUCUGAAAAUUGCUCUGUUUCUGAUGAUGCCAAGACGCCAUUGGAACAAGAUCGAAGAACCCACCAAAAACCCACUUUGGAUCAACCAAGACCUUCGAUUUCUCACCAGAAGAAUCAAAGUCGGAGGCCUUCCGAUGCUGCAAGAAUCUCGUUAAGUAAUGGGUCAGUUUUGGGUAAUUUGAAGCCAAUUGGAUCGACAAACAACAGUCCAAGGAAUCGACAAGAGAUGAAUUCAAGUCCAAAACUUAGAGGAAAUGGCAACAUGGGGAACAUUAUGAGGGGAAAUUCAUGUGCAUUUCGACAUGUUCAAGGCGUUAGAUUAAAGCCGGAUGAGUUGAAAUCCAUGGGAAAUGAAGCUUACAAACAGGGGAAAUUCGAAGAAGCAUUAGCUUUGUAUGACAGAGCAAUAGCUUUAGAUUCAGAGAAUCCUGUUUAUUAUAGCAACAAAGGAGCUUCUUUGAUUGCCUUGCACCGUUUCAUGGAAGCCAUUGAAGAAUGCAAGAAGGCAUUAAGGAUUCAGCCAUCAUAUCAAAGAGCCCAUCAUCGUUUAGCCACUACCUAUCUCAGAAUUGGGGAGCCUGAGAAAGCAUUGGCUCACUUGGAACAAUCAGGCCCUUACAGUGACAUAAACGACAUGAACAGAGCCUGUGUUCUUCAGAGCUGUUUGAGUAAGUGUAUUGAAGCAAGGAAGCUACAAGAAUGGGACACUCUGUUAAAAGAGACCAAAUGGGCAAUUUCCUCUGUUUCAGAUUCAGCUUAUAAGCUCUACGCUUUGCAAGCUGAGGCCUUGUUGAAGCUCCAUAGAUAUCAAGAGGCUUAUGCCAUUUACCAAAAGGGUCAAACCCUCGAACCAAAUUUGCUAACCAAGUCAUUUAGUGUAGCUGAUAGUGCACUUAUUUUAUCCAUUGAGGCACAAGUUUACACGACAAUGGGCAGGUUUGAGGAAGCUAUGGCAGCAGCAGAACGAUCAACAAGGCUUGAUCCAACUAAUAUGGAAGCAAACAGAGUUGCAAAAUGGGCUAAACUUGUUUCAUCAGCUAGAUUGAGAGGCAAUCUUCUCUUCAAGGAAUCAAGAUUUCCAGAAGCCUGUACUGCAUACAGUGAAGGAUUAGAACACGACCCGUAUAACUCGAUUUUGCUAUGCAACCGAGCAGCAUGUCGAUUGAAGCUGGGGCGGUACGAGAAAGCUGUUGAAGAUUGCACUGCAGCUCUUAUGACACAGCCAUGCUACAGCAAAGCCAGACACCGCAGAGCUGAUUGCAAUGCAAAAAUGGAGAGAUGGGAGGCUUCAAUUCAAGAUUACGAGGUGUUGAUAAGAGAGAGACCAGGAAAUGAGGAAGUGGGGAGGGCUCUGUUUGAGGCGCAGCUCCAACUCAGGAAGCAACAUGGGGAGGACAUCAAAGACUUGAAAUUUGGGUGUAAUUUGGUGUGUAUUUCAAGUUAUGAGCGUUUUAGGCACUUUGUUACCUCUCCUGGGAUGUCGGUGGUUCUGUUUUGCAACAAAAGCUACCAGAAAGAGGGGCUUGAAGUGUUUGAGUCGGUUUACGAGCGGUUUCCGUGGCUAAACUUCCUAAAGGUGGAGGUAGAAGACCAUCCUUAUUUGGUGAAGUUGGAGGAGGUGAGGUCCAUUCCAGCUUUCAAGAUAUACAGAAAUGGGAGAAUAGUGAAGGAGAUUCCAGGCUCUAAACCCCAUUCAUUAGAGAGUUUAGUGAAGUUGUACAGCAGUUGAAUUUGGAGCACAAGCUUAGAGAAACAGAGAAAAACAGAGGAAAACAGAGAAAAACAGAG
Molecule: messenger RNA, 2133 nt
Organism: Cucurbita maxima (winter squash)
Lineage: Eukaryota; Viridiplantae; Streptophyta; Magnoliopsida; Cucurbitales; Cucurbitaceae
Product: TPR repeat-containing thioredoxin TTL1-like
Exons: 7
Coding region: 239-2074 (611 amino acids)
Cellular component (GO): cytoplasm
Molecular function (GO): protein binding
Source: RefSeq, a predicted model, not a curated record